Anastrepha ludens (Mexican fruit fly) is the source of this 2209-nucleotide messenger RNA. It is a transcript of the gene Cwc25, whose product is annotated as pre-mRNA-splicing factor CWC25 homolog. NCBI's taxonomy places the organism in Eukaryota, Metazoa, Arthropoda, Insecta, Diptera, Tephritidae. The transcript is spliced from 3 exons. Gene Ontology annotation, biological process: mRNA splicing, via spliceosome. The record is from RefSeq and is a predicted model, not a curated record. Gene Ontology annotation, cellular component: U2-type spliceosomal complex. Bases 241 to 2049 code for a protein of 602 amino acids.
UGUACUGAAGUAGAGUAGCAACUCUGUUAAUCAGGAAAAAUCAGCUGACUAAUAACACUGUUUCUGGUCGUGAGCAUCCGCAAUGUUUUAUUUAUCGAAAAUUUAAGAACUGCUAAAAGAUUUAACCAAUCAAGAGUGAUACAUCGUGGCUAAUAUUUCAUCGCAGUUCAAAAUCAAACAGCAAAUAUAGAAACUUAAAAUUUAUUUCCAAGAAUAUACUUGAUUAAAAUCCCAAACGCAAUGGGAGGCGGAGAUUUGAACUUGAAGAAGUCGUGGCAUCCGCACACUAUGAAAAACCAAGAAAAGGUCUGGAAAGCGGAGCAAGCCAAAUCACAAGAAGACAAGAAACUUAAAGACUUGCGAAGAGAGAUGGAAGAAGAAAAAACUCGGGAAGAACUUAAACAGAUUGGUCGAAAUUCUGGCAUACUUCCGCAAGAAGACAAAAAGUUGGAAUGGAUGUAUAAAAACAGUACGGAGUUAAUAAAUCGUGAAGAAUAUCUUCUUGGUAGAACCAUUGACAAAUCAUUUGAGGCACUGCAAGCUGAGGAACAACGGAAGGAUCAAAACUUGGUUGGUGUGAAACAAUCUAUAAAUCAUGUUGAACAUGAGUGCAUACCUUUCUCUAUACGAGCUUAUCGUAAUAUGGAAUCAACGGAACAGGUUGAUUUGCAGCGUAAAGUUAUGGAGGAUCCUUUAAUGCUAAUUAAACAACGUGAAAUGGAGUCGAGAAAAAAAAUUUUGGAGAAUCCAGUAAAAUUAAAGGAACUACAUCGUAUUCUCAAGACUGAUGAGAUGCUUAAAAAGUGUAAAAAAUCCAAAAAGUCGAGGAAAUCAAAGAAAAAACAUAAAAAGCGAUCUAAAUCAUCACCAGAAAGCACAUCUAAUUCCUACUCAGACAGUGCUACUGCAGUAGAUUUAGAUAAGGAGUUGGCAAAAAAAUAUAAAAAAUUGAAUAAGGAAGAAGACUUUUCUGUAUUAAGCCUCUCAAAGUUAAUGGAUGCUAAAUUUGAGACUAUCACGAAAGAGUUGGAUAAAGCGGCAAAAAGUAGGAGCAGAAAAGACCGUCGAGAUCGCUCGUUCAGCAACGAUCGUGACGGCAGCAAUUAUAGAACAAAACAGUCGAGACAUCGCAUAAGAAGGGAAAGUGAAACUUAUUUUAAUAGAAAUGGAAACCCACAAAAAUCCAGACACUCGCGUUCCAGAUCACCGAAAAACUGCAAUGCAAGUGCAACACGAUCACCCGCAGAGCCGCGAAAACGUCAGUUUUCCAGUUCACCUUCAAUGGAGAAAGAAAAGGAGAAAUUUUCAGAAAAUAAAUGGAAUUGCUCGAAUGAUCAGGAAGGAAGGUCGAGAGUUCAAGAGUACAAAAAGCAACAAAGGUAUCAAAAUCAUAUAAGCUCUCGUUCCAAAUCACCCCAAGAGCGCAAUCGUGGACGUUAUUCACGUUCCAGUCGCUCAAUAAAUAAAGACAGUGGUAGUAGAAAGAGAAAACACUCAAGUGAUCACGAAAGGAGGCCAAGAGUUACAGAUUUCAAGAAUUAUGAAAGAAGGCAAAAACAUAAAAUCUCUCGGUCGAAAUCACCUCAAAUUCACAAAGGCCAACAUCGCUCAGCAACGCGGUCGCCUAAAGAUCCAAGAAGAAGGCAACGUUCGAGGUCCCCAAGCAAAUAUUCACGUUCACCACAGCGGCGGCAAAGGUCCAGAGAUCGUAAUGAAACUAUCAGGCGACAUGCCAAGACUGUUGAAAGUAAAAGCACAAGCUCUAAAAAAAAAAUAAGCGAUGCGGAAAAGGAGGCACGAUUGCGCGAAAUGAUGGAAAACGCCAGUUGGCGGGAGGAAGACCGCGUGAAAUCAGUUCAAAAGCAUCGCGAAUCAAAUGCCAGAGAAGAAGAAAAGUACAAAUCGCAAGAAUUCGAUAAAGAAUUUAUCAACAAAGAAGUAAAAAAGGCGAUUGCAAUUCAAUCCUCAGUUGGAUCACGAAUACGUUCAAACUUGAACAAUAUACAACGCACUUCUGCUGCCAUGAACUCAAACUUUACGAAAAAGUAAACAUUUACUUUAUGUUCUGGAAAUUUUCUUAAUUAUGGGUACAAAUCUGCAGAUACAAAAUUUACAGAAUUCCUUCCAGACACUCCCAUUAUAUUGUAUUUAUUUUUUCUAAGUUAAAAAAGAUAUUAAAUUGUGCAAGUUUAUAGGUAUUUUUAUUCAA